Camellia sinensis is the source of this 2509-nucleotide messenger RNA. NCBI's taxonomy places the organism in Eukaryota, Viridiplantae, Streptophyta, Magnoliopsida, Ericales, Theaceae. The record is from RefSeq and is a predicted model, not a curated record.
ACAAUCUGAAUCGGACGUCUAUUUAUAUACAAUCUGAAUCGGAUUGGACGACCUUAUGCCGAGCCCAAUUGAAUCUUUGCAGGGCACGGGUCUUGUUUGUUAGGUAAGAAGAGGUAUUCGCAAAGCAAUACAAACACAGCUGAUGAGAGUGAGUUGAGAGCGAGUUCACCGCCAACUCAAAUGUUGAGAACCAUCUCAGCUCACAUUCGAGCUCCUCUCAGAUCUCUCCCUCAAACCCUAACCUACUUGCCCCAACCCUCCUUCUCUUCAACCCCAUUUACAACUCACUCACCAUUCAAACUUCCCAUCGACCCAUCACACUCAUCAUCAUCAACAACCCCUUCAUUCCCCUCAAUUUCAACUCUCUCUCUCUCUUCGCCAUUCUCGCAUUCACCUCUGCUACAGAGGCAUGAAGUUUCGCGCGCCGACGACUGCAACAACAGAGACCCCACUAGCCCUCCGAGGCUGUUCGUGGUCCAGCCGCGUCUUCGGCCUCAACCCUUCUUGCAGGCCAAGCUCGACGAAGCUCUUAGCCUCGCCAAUUCGCUCGAAGAACAGCGCGAUGGGUUCUUCGAUACCGAACUUUGGGACAAAGAGUUGCCUCCGCAUGUUGUUGUUCAAAACCCUGCUGCCCGAUCGCGUCAUUCAGACACAUAUUUUGGACCAGGGACAGUGGAAACGGUUAAGUGUCAUCUAAAUGCUGUGGAAUCAAAGGGUGAAGUUGAUGCUGUAUUUGUGAAUGCCAUUCUUACUGGGAUUCAACAACGGAAUUUGGAGCGGAAAUGGGGAAAACCUGUUUUGGAUCGUGUGGGCCUCAUAAUAGAAAUAUUUAAUGCGCAUGCCUAUACAAAGGAAGGAAAGCUGCAGGCUGAGUUAGCUGCUUUAAUGUAUAAGAGGACUAGGCUAGUCCGUGUACGUGGUCCUGAUGGGCGCUAUACUUUUGGUUCCACUGGAGAAGCUGAAGUUGUUAGUGCCCGAGGGAGAGGAAGUGGAGGACGCGGUUUCAUUAGUGGAGCUGGUGAAACUGAACUUCAGCUACAACGACGAAGAAUUUUAGAACGGCGAAAACAGUUAUUAUCUGAAAUACAAGAGGUCCGCCGUACCCGAGCUUUGCAACGUGCUGCUCGCAAGAGGCAUGGAGGUGACAAUGGUCAAGACAUGGUUACAGUUGCUGUCGUUGGGUACACAAAUGCUGGGAAAUCAACAUUAGUUAGUACACUCUCAAACAGCGAUUUGUAUAGUGAUGAUCGAUUGUUUGCUACAGUUGAUCCAAAAUUAAGAAGUGUUAUUCUUCCAUCGGGGAGAAAAGUGCUUUUUAGUGAUACAGUGGGGUUUAUUUCAGAUUUGCCUGUGCAGUUGGUGGAAGCAUUUCAUGCAACCUUGGAAGAAGUGGUGGAAGCUGACCUCCUUGUGCAUGUAUUGGACUCCAGUGCACCUAAUCUUGAUGAGCAUCGGGAAACUGUAUUGCAAGUUCUUAAGCAGAUUGGAGUAUCUGACGAGAAACUUCAGAAUAUGAUUGAAGUUUGGAAUAAGAUAGAUCUCCAAGAAGAGAUGGGUGCUGAUGAUGAUGAAAUCAGCAGUUUCUCUGGUGUAGAAGAAGUCAAUGAUGUAGAAGAAUAUAAGCUAUCGUCUGGAGAACCCAUUGAUGAUUGUGAUGACAAUAGCAAAGAGAUUGUAUCUGAGUUGUCAUUAGGAGGUCAUGAGGAGAGCAUUGAUGACCAACAAAGCGAUUACUCUGAUGGCUGGCUCUUAUCAGGAGAUGAGAGAGAGACUUCAAAUGAGAAGAUGGGAUGGGAAAAAACUCCCAAUGACCAACAUACUAUGUUGUGUGAAGACUGGAGGAAGACUGAACAAAAUUCGCAUUCUCAAUCGCAAUAUGGUCCACAUGUCAAAGUAUCUGCUGUAAUGGGAGUUGGGUUGCAAGAGUUGCUAGAGCUCAUUGAUGCAAAGCUAAAGUCUCAGAAUGUAGUGGAGAAGAAUAUAGUUGAUCGCAAAUGGAGGCCUCCUCGUACAGAGGAUGUAGGCAUAGCAGUUGAACAGUAGUUUUACUUCUAUUCUCUUUCAUGCAUUGGUUUGUAUAGCGUGUUUGAAGGCAUACUGCGAAAAUAAUCAACAAUGUAAAGCAGCUCUCUGCCUCGGUCUCAACUUUGUUGCCAGGUAGUGCCUGCUCUGGAAGUUGGAAAGCAGAAAGUUUCUUGAAGGAGCAUAAAAACUUGUAAUCUCAGAAGUGAGCAUAUCAAUUUUCUCAUUUGUUGAUUCAGUAUUCACAGAAUUUUUGUUUCCAAGAGGAAAUGAAUAGUGAAUAAUGAACAUCAUCUAGAAACAGAAUUUUUAUGUCGCAUACAAACAGAAUUGUAAUAUUUUAAUGACUGAGAGAGAGAAUUAGAAUUUUAUAGUAUCAGGUCAGCAUACUAAAAUAUUGGUAUAAUACGCAAUGCCAGAGAGAAGUGACUGGGAAGAGUGUCCCCUUAUCAUUUGCUUUUGUUCAGCAGUGUGCCAUUUAUCAUUA